ACCAAAAGGUGGAACCAAGAAGCUAACCACCACAAAAUAUAUUAAACAAGAUAGAGGAUACAAAAAGGAGUGGAUAAGAUAUGACCAAAACUCCAUCAAGAAGAGAAUCUAAAACUAGGCAUACCAUCAAGGAGUGAGUGGACUUGACUUGACUUGACUUGAUGAUAUCUCAUAAUUCAAAUUUACAAUCAUCAAUUCAAAUUUCUUUCAUACUGCAACAUGGAUGCUUCUUCUGCUAUUUACAAAAUUUUGCAGCAGGAAAUAUAAACUUUAAUCUUCUUAUCCGACAAGGCGCUCCUAUUAUCGGUAGGGCAGUAAGGAUGGUAGCAGCAGUUGAUUGGUCUGGCAAAGUCUUGAAAGAAGUCAAAAGAGAAAAUAACAACCUCAUUUUAAAUCGAGAUUUUGUGCUUCGAAAAGUUAAUGCAACUGAUCAUAAAACUCAAAUGAUCAAUGAUGUUGUGUUUGAGUGGCUAGAAAAAUCAGAGAUACUCAUACAAGAGGUGGAGAAUCUUAGGAUAGAAGAAAGAUCGCCACUAUGGAAUGACUUUAAGGAAUUGUUGGAAAAAAUAACGGCACUGAAUGCAAAAUGUGAAUUUGAACCAUUUUCAACUCCAAUUCCAAGUUUAGAACACUUCUCUUCUGGAAAUAUUGUGUGUUUUAAUUCUAGAGAGAAGACAUCAGAUCAACUUUUAGUGGCACUGAAAGAUGAUAGUUGUUCUAUGAUUGGAUUAUAUGGUAGGCAGGGUUCCGGUAAAACAACAUUGGUGAAAGCAAUGGGAGAGAAAGUUAAGUAUUUAAAGAUUUUUCAAGAGGUUUUAUUUGCCAGGGCGUCCCAAAACAAUAUCAGAAGAAUGCAAGAUGAAAUUGCUGACUUGUUAAAUCUGAAAUUUGAUAAAAACAGUGACGCUGGAAGAGCAAGAAGAAUAUCAUCAACAAUAGAUAGUAUGAAUUGUCCAAUUCUAGUGAUUUUCGAUGAUGUUCGGGUAAAAUUUGAUUUAGAGGAUGUAGGCAUUCCUUAUAAUAGUAAUCGAUGCAAGGUCCUUUUGACCACAUGUUCUCAACAAGAUUGUGAUUUGAUGCACACUCAAAAGGAUAUUCAACUUGGUCCCUUAUCUACAGAGGAAUCUUGGACUUUGUUCCAAAAACAUUCAGGUAUUCACGAUGAGAAGUACUCCGCUUCAUUUGACUUGUUGAAUGUAGCUCGUGAAGUAGCUAUUGAAUGUGAAGGGUUACCUGGAACAAUUAAAGAUGCGGGAUCUUCCUUAAGAAGUAAACCAAUUGAGGAAUGGAAAACAACACUAGAUAGUCUGAAACAUUCAAUGGCCAAAUGGCAAAUUUUCCUCAGUUUUAGAGGAGAAGAUACACGCCACACUUUUACAGGUUCUCUUUAUCAAGCUUUAUCUCAAGGUAGAUUCAAAACUUUCAUGGAUGAUGGAGGAGGACUGGACAUUGGAGACCAAAUUUCACCCUCUCUUCUAAAUGCCAUCGAAGCAUCAAGGCUUUCGAUUAUUGUUUUAUCUGAAAACUAUGCAAAUUCCACGUGGUGUCUUGAUGAACUUGUCAAGAUUCUUGAGUGUAAGAAAUUGAAGAAUCAAGAGGUUUGGCCAAUCUUUUACAAAGUGAAGCCAUCAGACAUAAGACAUAUGAGAGAAAGUUAUGGCAAAGACAUGUCUCGACAUGAAAAUACAUUUGGAAUUAACUCCGAGAGAGUGCAAAAAUGGAAGUCAGCUUUGUCAGAAGUGUGUAAGAUAUCUGGAAAGCAUUAUACGGACGGGUACGAAUAUGAAUUUAUUAAUACUAUCGUGGAAGAUGCCAAUCGUAUUAGAAGUCGUUUGCAAAUACAAAACAGAUAUGUACUAGAAUGAAGAUGCAAACUCUUAGAACUUGUGUUGGGAGUUUUAACACAUAUUACAAGCCGGUUUUGUAAGGAUGAGUUAGGCCUAACUCUCAAUUCUAAGAGUAAAGGUGACAAAUUCUUGUUAAAUACUCUUUCAUGUAUCUAGACUUUGAUCCAAGCUCGUAUGAAAUUCAUGUGAUUAUUUUUAUGUUUAUUGUCUUCUGAUUUUAUGUAAUAAACUUCAAAUUUUCUGCAGAAUUAGUGCAUUCAAAUCAUCUUCGAUAAUGUCCUAUAAACUUUCUGCAGAAUUUGCAAGCUAAACUGUCACUGCUAGUGACACUGUGAAACCAAGAAAAGAAAAAGCUGAGGAAAGUUUUAUAAAUUCGAAAAGCAAGUUUUUCAGUGCGAAAAUGCACUGUGAAGCCUCAUGACUUCCCAAUUAUUGGAAGAUUU
Trifolium pratense (red clover) is the source of this 2290-nucleotide messenger RNA. RefSeq names its product probable disease resistance protein At1g52660. The transcript has 3 exons. Gene Ontology annotation, biological process: signal transduction; defense response. Bases 162 to 1865 code for a protein of 567 amino acids. Gene Ontology annotation, molecular function: ADP binding. NCBI's taxonomy places the organism in Eukaryota, Viridiplantae, Streptophyta, Magnoliopsida, Fabales, Fabaceae. The record is from RefSeq and is a predicted model, not a curated record.